UUGUUGGCUAUUGCUACAGAUAUAGCUGUGCUGCUUAUGACUGCUUCUGUGCUGCAGGGUCACAUAUAAUAAAUGCAAAAAUAACAAAAUAUUUACAUCAACUUUUAGCAGCUGAAAUUUUCAUGAUAUUUUUGACACUAAAUCUAAAAAGUGAAUGGCGUAGUCUGUUAUACAGCAAAGAUGAACCAUUUAUGAAGUUCAGACAGGUGUCAGUUUAGGACGGUUCUGUUGGUUUUGAGGUUUUAGCUCUUGUGUGAACCAACAUGAGAAGAAGCUCACAUCAGCUCGCUGCUCGCAGUGAUGUGUUCAUGUGUUUCAGAGAUCCUGCAGGUGAAACAGUGAUGAAGGACAUGCCAGUGUCCAGACAUUGUCUGAGAAUCAUGUGAAUAUCAGCUGACGGAAAUGUCUUAUUUCAGCAUAACCUUUGGACAUUUAUUCCAAACUAAGCUUUUUCUCAGCGGUUUAAUCAUAAUCUGUCUUUGUGUAAUCUUAUUGUGCAUUGAUAGGUUUAAAGUCUGAUGAAACAAACCCUCAUUGAGCACAGAUGCAGUGAAAACAGGCUGUCGAAGCCCAACACGGCAUUCCUGCAGAGUCUUCUGGACCGGAUCUGAAGAAACCGACGCUGCUGAUGGAUUUCAGUGGGAAAUACCAGCUGGAGUCUCACGAGAACUUCGAGGCCUUCAUGAAGGCCGUUGGGCUGCCGGAUGAUGAGAUCGAGAAAGGCAAAGACAUCAAGAGCAUCUCAGAGAUCCAUCAGGACGGGAAGGACUUUAAGGUGACGGUGACGGCGGGAACUAAAGUGGUCCUGUACUCGUUUACGGUGGGAGAAGAGUGUGAGCUGGAGACCUUCACCGGAGAGAAAGCUAAAAGUGUGGUUCACAUGGACGGGAAUAAGCUGACGGUGUGUGUGAAGGGGAUCGAGUCUGUGACGGAGCUGACCGGAGACACCAUCAUUAACAUCCUCACCUUCGAAGGCAUCGUCUACAAGCGUCUCAGCAGACGCAUCUGAUCAGACUCACACACACACACACACACACACACACAGGAUCCGCUCAAAGCGCCUUUAUUACACCGCAGACUCUCGCUCGGUG
Onychostoma macrolepis is the source of this 1091-nucleotide messenger RNA. It is a transcript of the gene fabp1a, whose product is annotated as fatty acid binding protein 1a, liver. The transcript is spliced from 5 exons. Gene Ontology annotation, molecular function: fatty acid binding. Gene Ontology annotation, cellular component: cytosol; nucleus. Gene Ontology annotation, biological process: fatty acid transport. The coding region runs from base 629 to 1009 and encodes 126 amino acids. The record is from RefSeq and is a predicted model, not a curated record. Lineage: Eukaryota; Metazoa; Chordata; Actinopteri; Cypriniformes; Cyprinidae.